Molecule: messenger RNA, 2580 nt
Organism: Prorocentrum cordatum
Lineage: Eukaryota; Dinophyceae; Prorocentrales; Prorocentraceae
Source: the annotation of a GenBank genome assembly
AUGUCUGAUGUGCUGCUGGAGGUCAUGUGCUUGAACGCUAGCGGCGGGCUGUCGGAGUUCCCAGACCUGCGGCUCCUGAUCGCCUUCGCCAGCCUGCUGGUGCUGGCCAGCUGCGGGUGCCUGGGGGCGGCCGUCGUGACGGUGUGGGGCACGAGCUGCCCGCUGGGCCGACGCUCGAGGGCUGCUGAGCCGCGGGCAGAGGGCACGCCUCCCAUCCUCGACCAGGAGGCCGAGCUCGGAUCGCUAGCGCAGGAGCAGCUGAGCGUGAUCCGACAGCGGCGCAUGCAGGGCCUCGGGAUCGAGGCCGGAGACUUCGGUGCUGUUCAGUAUAAUGUGCCAGGAGCGCCCUUGUACCACGAGCGGCUGGUUCUCAUCGAACCCGGGGCUGGUACCACCGUGAGUGUGCUGACCCCAGACGGCGACAACUGCGAAGAGGAUUGGUUGCAGGGAGCCGACAUCAUCUGGUUCGGCCUGAUGGCUGGCGGCGCCUGUGGAGGUGGAGCUCCUCUCGGCGCUGGUGGGGCGGUGGUGCCCGUGUAUCGGUUCCACCACGUGCCGACGCCUGCGGCCUUCCAGGAGGAGGCUUGCCAGCCGCGGGAGCCGGAGUCGGAGCUCUGGCUGCGGCCCUGGGUCCUGCGCCUGUGGCCCCUGGAGCUGGCGCCCUCGCUGGCGCUGGAGGUGCUCUACCUGGAGCCAGGGCCGCUGUGGGCGUUGACGUGCCUGCUGCUGCUGGGCCACUUGUUGUGGGUCCUGGCGGUGUCCUCGUACCGGGAGGCGGUGGUUUUGGAGCUGCAGUUGCUGGAGGAGCAUCGGUGCCUACCGUGGAUGUGCGUAUCCAGCCUGUCGGUCACGAUGACCACAUUGUGGCUGUGUCGGUUCAUGGUGUCGAACGGCCAGACCCCUCUCGGCAGGCACGCUCGGUGGAAGGCAGACGCCAAGUUGCAGAACAACGAUGGCGCGGUCGAGAACCAUCUUAUGUGUUGCCAGAUGCUAGAGAGCUUGGCCACGUUCGAUCAACUGAACCUGCCCGACAUCGCUGGAGCGGAGAUCAUGGCCAGAUCCAUCCAGCUGUCCGAGGAGAGGUACCGAGACCGCAUGCCCGGUUUUGCGGGCAGCAGUGGCGAGACGACGCCGGAUGCCUUCCUGUACAUGGGUCUCGAUCAUGUUCGUGGGAACGUGGCCGUCUGCCCGGCGCUGCAGUCCUGGGCGUCGGCCGAACUCCAGAAGGAGGUGCCCAUCAUGAAGGAGAGGAUCUCGAGCCAAACGAUCCCGGCUGUGACGACGGCGACCUACAUACUGGCGGCGGCGACGGCAUACUACCUGGUCAGGGAGUUACCGACGGCGACGACGUACGUUACGAUGGCUGUGAAGGCAGGGAAGCUGAAGAGGGAGAGGUCCACUCGAGCUCAGCAGGCCGCCGCGAAGGUGGUGGCCACUGUCGCUUUCCCGUGGAUGAGCGUGCUGAAGAAGAUUGCGGUCAAGCCCGGCACCGUGGCAUUGUACCAGAGGACCCUUCGACUCUUCUUGGAGCACUGCCAGAGACGGGGCCUAACAUGGGCCUGUCACGACGAGCUGGACACCAUCGCAGUGGGUUACCUGAAUGCGAUGUACCUGGAGGGCCACGGGGCCGACGAGGCGAGCCGGCUGUUGGCCGCGCAGGGCUGCGUCUUCCCGGAGCUCUACAAGAGGGCCCGUUUAGCUUUGCCGCGCUCGACACGGUGCGCCGUCAGCUGGCAGGAGAUUGCGAUGCUCCGCAUAACGCUCAUCGGCGCGUGCAGGAGUGGCAAGACGACCAUGGCGAACGUGUUCGUCAACAACAUCUACUACGGCAACUACGAGCAGACGAACGAGCUGACGCUGUACUACAGGUAUAUCCACAGGCGGAGCGCGGGGUCCGGUCCAGACACCGCCGUGCUGCUCGAGAUCGAGGACACUUACGGGUGCGACAGGCCGCGGAGCGCGGAGCACGACUUGCACGUCAAGGACUCGAUCUACAACCCCUGGUACCCGCGACAGGAUGGCGAGCUGCAGGAAACCAUGCGGCAACGGAAGGACACGGCGAAACUGGAACGCGCGGAGGCAGAGAAGCAUGGCCGCGAGGCGCCCGACCGGGUCCACCGGCACUUCGAGGCUCCGUUCGGGCUCUGCGAACUCGGCGUCUCCGGGCAGGGGUACUCCCCCCUGACGAAGAACAGGAUGGCCUACAUGUUCGUAUUCGACUGCAACUCCCAGCACUCCCUGGACGAGGCGCAGAAGGAGUACUCCGAGCAGCAGACGUACCGCGAACGCAAGCGGAUCGGCAUCCCGAGCCUGUCGUUUGCCGUCGGCACACAGACCGACAGGGAGACGCAGGAACAGAAGCAUGUCAAAGAACAGGCGGUAAAGUGGGCGCGGGAGAGGGGCAUCGCCGUCUUCUUCCUCUCCGCUGCCAAGAGGGAGAAUGUCGAUGAGGUCUUCGAGACCGUGUGCGAACACGUGCACAGCACGACCGCGCUGUGGGUGUUCCAGCAGAUCGCGGAACAGGGUGAUGAUGAUGCAGCUUCCUCGAAGCAGGGCCAGGACAAGUGUUGUAUACACUGA